This is a messenger RNA of Pistacia vera, 962 nucleotides long. RefSeq names its product beta carbonic anhydrase 5, chloroplastic-like. The transcript is spliced from 7 exons. The record is from RefSeq and is a predicted model, not a curated record. The coding region runs from base 196 to 939 and encodes 247 amino acids. Lineage: Eukaryota; Viridiplantae; Streptophyta; Magnoliopsida; Sapindales; Anacardiaceae. Gene Ontology annotation, molecular function: carbonate dehydratase activity; zinc ion binding. Gene Ontology annotation, biological process: carbon utilization.
UAAUUACAACCAGUUAUUUAUUUAUAGGAGAAGUUCAUAUAAGACAAUGACUUCAAUGCAACCUUCAGAAUUGGUCCUAAGAGAUAAGAAUAUCUCCAUUUUGGUUUAUAUUACCACCUGCUACAGAUAUUUUUUUUACUUGAUUUUUCUAAAGCAUAUUGUUUUCUGGUCAGGAGCAAUCCAGGUUUUCGAUUGAUGGCCUCAAAGGAGCCUGUGGGAAUGACUACUAAACUUGGAAGUGACAAAAUAGAGACCGAAGUGGGAGUUGAAAAUGGAUGUGGUUUGUUUGAUGAAAUGAAACAUCGGUUUCUAAGUUUCAAAAAGCAGAAAUUCAUGGAAAACUUAGAACAUUACCAAAAUCUUUCAAAUGGUCAAGCACCAAAGUUUAUGGUGAUUGCUUGUGCAGACUCCAGGGUUUGCCCCUCAAACAUCUUGGGAUUUCAACCAGGAGAAGCAUUUAUUGUCCGCAAUGUUGCAAAUAUGGUUCCCCCAUGUGAGAGUGGACCCUCAGAAACAAAUGCUGCAUUGGAAUUUGCUGUAAAUUCUCUUCAAGUUGAAAACAUUCUAGUCAUUGGCCACAGUCGCUGUGGAGGCAUUCGUGCCCUUAUGAGCAUGGAAGCUGAAGCAGAUUCAAGCUUUAUUCAAAAUUGGGUUGUUGUGGGGAAGAAUGCAAGGUUAAACACAAAGUCUGCUGCUCAUAACCUGAGCUUUGAACAUCAGUGUCGACAUUGUGAGAAGGAAUCUGUAAAUUGUUCAUUGUUAAACCUGCUAACUUAUCCAUGGAUUGAAGAAAAAGUGAAGAAAGGCACACUCUCUCUUCAUGGUGGCUACUAUGACUUCAUUGACUGUACAUUAGAGAAAUGGACACUGGAUUACGAAAGAAGCAAUUUAAAGGAAAGUGAUAAAUUUGCAGUCAGAAACCAAUCAUUUUGGUGCUGAAUUUUACUUCAGUAAUCUCUAUA